Molecule: messenger RNA, 615 nt
Organism: Effrenium voratum
Lineage: Eukaryota; Dinophyceae; Suessiales; Symbiodiniaceae
Source: the annotation of a GenBank genome assembly
AUGGUAAUUGCUGCACACAAGGCCAUCGACACGGAGCUGAAGAGACCUUCCAAAAAGAACGUCGUCCCGGUGCGGGAGCGGAGAAGAAGCUCGGUGAUCGUGAAGAAGCAUUCCACCUCCUCAUCGAAUUCUCUGCAGAAGCUGAGCGGGCUCUGCCGGGGGAUGUGCUGUCCGAACCUCUUGACUCGGCUGCAGGAGAAGCUGCAGGACAUGCGGCCCCGCGUGGAUGUGCGGCGCUUUCUCAAGGCUUGCCGGCCAGAGAAGGGCCUUGCGAAAGGGAAGGCCGUUUCGAGCUGCAGCGUGGCGCCGGCUUGUGGAAUGCGGGAUGCGAGGGCGAAGGAUAUGUGCACGUUCAACGGGGUUGUGAUCUACGACCUUCACGAUGCAGACUUCGAAGAAGUCGAGUGCAGAGUUGCCCUGUCCGAGUCGGGCGUGUCCGGCACGGCCUUGGCGGGUUCGGGGCCGACGGCGCAGACGGAGCGGGUGUCCCCGAGGGCGUUCAAGGUGUCCUUCCGCCAGGAGGGUCAGAAUCUCACGUGGGCAGAGGCAUUGAAGUUGCUGGCGACCGAUCAGCAGUUCCGGCUGCUGCUGUCACAGCAACUUCAGGACCAUUGA